AUUUUCCACUACCAGUUCACCAUUAACUACUCGAUCUUUUAACGUAUUGACAAGAGUUAGUACUUGAGAACCAACAUCUUUAAGAUUCUUGAAGAUCUUAAGGGCUUCUUCUUUUUCUUCUGUCAUGUGUUCAAUGUUCAUGAUUAAACUCACUAAUUUCGAGCCACAUGGGAAUCACAACACAAGUAGGUUCUAUAACCUCCCAGAAGGUUAAUAAUCAGCUGACCAAGACUCCAUACAGAGUACUGUUACAAAAUCCAUAUGGCAUUCAAGAGAUCUGUCAGAUUUGACCACUAGUUGAGAUUAAUUUUUGAUUUAGUUAGUUCCAAGUCAUAUUAAAAUUCGUGGUUUUUAAAUCCAGUCAUUCAUUCAUCACCGGUUAUUCCGUUUUAUAUUAAUUUUAUGAGUGUUGAAACUAUAGGUUAUAAUGUUUUAAAUUAAAGAAAUUACUCAGUCUUUGAAGUUUUAAGAUGUUAUUGUUUUUUCAUUAAAUGUCUCAUUAAUUUAUCAACCUGGAAAACAGGACCAGUUCUGGCCUUUUUUGUUUUAUUUUUUUCCUUUUAUUCUAUAAUGUCUCAAAAAUUUAAGUCUUGUGAGGGAUGUGGCUGUAUGUGUCGUGACUGUGAAGAUCAGGCAGGGUUACACUUGCAUGUAGAAAUUGAAAACUUAAAACAGCAGUUGCUUGAAAGAGAAAACCAUAUAUUAUCCAUGGAAACUAAUUUUCUCAAAGAAGCUGAUAAAUUCCCUAAUGGAGAGAUGGCUGCUAUAUCUGAAGAAUUGUUAACAUGGCAAGAUAAAUACUCCAGGUUGUAUGAAGCUCAUAAGAGAGUUCAGAGAGUGAAUCAAAACCUAGAAGACAAGCUGUUGAGGAUUGUAGACAAAUGUGAAACAGAAAAAAAUGCUUUGACUUCUGAAGUUUCUAACCUCACUCGGCGAUUAGUUGAUGAAAAAUUUAAUGUUGCUAGGUUGCAAGAAGAAAAUGAACGAUAUAGAAAUGAUGUGAACCUUGCUAUUCAGUUAUUACAAUGUAAACCAUCAAACUUUGUAUCACAAAAAUAUGAUUCUUUGCCUACUGAAAUGCAGCAAAAAGUGCGUACAUAUCUUUCUAAUAAGAGGAGACAAUCUGAUGGUAAUGGAAAUAUACAAUCCAAACCGGAAAUGAAAACUAUCAAAGUCCCAAUACCAACUUACCCUCCUACUGCUAUGGUUUAUUCAGUUAAUAAAUGUCCUCUUGAAAAAGAUACAAAUAGUGAAGAGAAAAACAACUCACAACCCGUUGAUAUAGUUUCAGCAGCAAUUAUGGCAAAAAUUCUUGAAGAAAGAGAAAGAGAAAGAAGCCAGGCAAAACACUGUGGAACUUGCACUUGUAGAAAGGUGAAGUGUACUAAAUCAACUCAAACUUUGACUGACUUAAAUUGUUCUGAAGCAUGUUUUAAUCCUCCAUCCAAUGGGGGUCUUCGAAUUCGUGAAAGUAGAAGGGUUGCUGAAGGAAUACUUGUGAAUCUCGAGCCUCCCGCUGAAGAUGAUCUUAUUUCCUUUGGUCCUAGACAGUGUUCCCUUCGUGUAAAACCUGGUUCAAGUAGUGUUCUUGUAGGAGGUAGUGUUGCGCCUGUAAUAUACAGGAGUCGCACCUCUGAUCCACUUGUUCAUGCACCACGGUCUGCUUCCGUAAGUUCAGAUGAAGGCAAGCCAACAGUUAGGACUGAAACAGAAAUAUAAGUAUGUGAGAAUGAGCAUUGAGCAUUGAGCAAUCAUUCAUUUUAUUAUGUUAUGAUAUGAUUUAAAAAUCUGAAUGUAUAUUUAUAUGUUUUUUCAAUAUUGUUAAAUCUUGAAAUAUAUAUACAAUUUUUUAAUUGUUUUCUAAUUCACAUUUCUUUUUUUUAAAUAAUAUUUGAAGAGCCUUCAGGAAAAAUGUGUCGAAUCCAUUUUUGUAAUUUCACAGCAUUCAUUUUGUAGGUUUAUGAAAGGUUUCCAAAAAAUAAGGAUGAGGUUUUUAGGGAUAAACAUAUUCUUAUUGUUUAUAUUGGACCAACUCAAAGUAUUCAUUAUCAGCUACCAGAGUGGAACAAUAGGGAUAUUCAUGCACUUGUAAAUGCUUAAUGUGCUAACCUGCUAAAGUGUUAUCAGUUAUAGUAUGGUUAUGUCUGUACUGUAAAUAAAGUUUGUGAGUUCUUUAUUGAUUUACUAACAUUUUGAUUUAUUUUUAUAAUGCCAAAGCAAAAUGAAGAGAGAAUCAAACACACUAAUAACCUUCUCUGUACGUUUAUGAAGUUAGGAACAAUUUACAGGACCCUAGGCUGCCUUAAAAUUGAGAGUGCUAGCAGCCAUAUUUAACACAUAUUUCAUAAAUAAUUUUCUCGACUUUACACAUUUAAGAGGUUUACAAUACUUAGCACUGGUUGCAUGAACACCCCUAUAAUCUUUCCUUUCUUUUUUUUUAAAAAAAGAACAUAUUUUUCCUGCUGGCUUUUUAUUUUUGGUCUAUUGUUUCUAAUAAUUUUUAGUUCAUUUAAAAAUCAUCAUUUGAAAAUACAUAGCUACUUAUUUCUUUACUUCCCAACCAGAGAAAAAAUUAAUGAUUUAAUAUUUUAUUUUGAAUAGCAUAAAUCAGUUGAUUAACAGUUUCAGUUACUAUUAUUGCAACAUUGUUUUACACUAGCCAUUAAAAAGUUGAAUUAAAGUCUUAUCAAUAUUUUUCUUAAAAAGAAAU
Nezara viridula (southern green stink bug) is the source of this 2710-nucleotide messenger RNA. Lineage: Eukaryota; Metazoa; Arthropoda; Insecta; Hemiptera; Pentatomidae. The record is from the annotation of a GenBank genome assembly.